This is a messenger RNA of Saccharomycopsis crataegensis, 567 nucleotides long. RefSeq names its product adenine phosphoribosyltransferase APT1 (gene APT1). Lineage: Eukaryota; Fungi; Ascomycota; Saccharomycetes; Ascoideales; Saccharomycopsidaceae. Gene Ontology annotation, biological process: AMP salvage; adenine salvage. The transcript has a single exon. The record is from RefSeq and is a predicted model, not a curated record. Bases 1 to 567 code for a protein of 188 amino acids. Gene Ontology annotation, cellular component: cytoplasm. Gene Ontology annotation, molecular function: adenine phosphoribosyltransferase activity; AMP binding; adenine binding.
AUGUCUGAAUUGGCCUCUCUUUCUACUUAUCUUAAAGGAUGUCUUAAACAAUAUCCAAACUUCCCAAAAGAAGGUAUUCUCUUUGAAGAUUUCCUCCCAAUCUUCUCAAACCCUGAAGAUUUCCAGAAGCUCAUCGAUGCUUUUGUUCUUCAUGUGAAGCAACAAUUUCCUAACCAAAAGAUCGAUUAUGUGGUUGGUCUUGAAUCUCGUGGGUUUCUUUUUGGCCCAACUUUGGCUCUUGCCCUCGGUGCUGGUUUCAUCCCAGUUAGAAAGCCAGGUAAAUUGCCAGGUAAGACACAUCAAGUCACUUUCAAGAAAGAAUACGGUGAAGAUACUUUUGAAAUGCAAGACAGCAUUAUCAAAUCUGGUAGUACCGUCCUUAUUGUCGAUGAUAUCUUGGCCACUGGUGGUAGUGCUCAAGCUGCCGGGGAAUUAGUUUUAAAGAACGAAGGCGCCAAGAUCUUGGAAUUUUUGUUCGUCAUGGAAUUAGAUUUCUUGAAGGGUAGAGACAAGUUGCAAGCCAACACUUUCACUUUAUUGAGUGGCCAAACCGAGAAAUUGCAAUAA